CCGCUUCAUGGAUGGGAAGCUGAUCCUGGAGAUGCCGGCGGAGGUGUAGCCGUUCCACACGGUGCUGGAAGACCCCAGCUUCUCCUUUCUGGGGGUGCUUUGGAGGAAGGUGGCUUCGCUUCUCCAUUUGCCUCUCCACUCCCUUGUGCUGAUCUACCACGCCACCAGGAACGAACCUGUCACCCUCCAUCUCUACUUGAUCCCCGAUGACCGCUCCAUAAAGCAGGCAAUCGAAGAGAGGGAGAAGUCAUCCAUGUCCUACCGGGUGGAUAAACCGCCGUUGACCAAGCUCUCAACUGCGGGAGGUCCUACGUUGUUUCUGGCUCCGCACCCGCAGCCGUACACCCCAAGAUCCUGGACUUCCAUCUCAGAGGGGCAGAAAAGCAGCAGAUCUUCAGUGAAAUCUACCUUAGUGUCAUGGUAGAGGAAGUCAAACUCAGCUUGAAAGACAAAAGGAAGGACAAGUGCGUGUGGCACGCGGUGCUGCGAAGAGGAGACAUCGCACCCAGCGGGGCGGGCGCAGAUGCACCGCGCGCCAGUUGCCGGCCCCCCAGAUCGCGGCGCAGCCGGCCAGGCUGGGCAGACAGAGGACAAAUCCCAGGAGCCUCCGCGACGACGACAGAGAAGCACUUCCUGGAUCUGCACCGAGUGGAGCUGAUCAACCGCGUCGUCGAAGUGAAGGGCGUCCUGGACCUCCUGCUUGGGGAUGUUCUGGACUUCGAGCAAUACCAAAGGAUCCUGGUGGAGAAAACGUCCCACAGCAGGAUGCGCGAGCUGUUCAAGCUGAUGCCGAGCUGGACUCCCUGGUGCAAGGACCGCAUCUACGAGGCCCUGAAGGAGAAGCACCCACACCUCGUCGAAGAUCUUGAGAAGUAACCAAUGCUGCUCCUCAAUACGGUCUUCCGUGGAGGAGCAAAGUCCCUCAGGCAGCUCACAAGUGACCUCACCAAUGGCAGCAUCACCGCAGGAUCAACGGCUUGCUGAGGUCGGAAAGCACCUCUGGAGAUCACCUACCCCCACCGCCUUUUUUAUAGCAAGGUCACCUAGAACAGGUUGCCCAGGACCAUGUGUGGUCGCAUUUGGAAUAUCUCCAAGAAUGGAGACUCCACAACCCCCCUGGGCAACUUGGUCCAGUGUUUCCAUCACCCUCACAGUAAAAAAUCUUAUGUUUAA
This is a messenger RNA of Dromaius novaehollandiae (emu), 1173 nucleotides long. Its product is annotated as apoptosis-associated speck-like protein containing a CARD. Gene Ontology annotation, biological process: innate immune response; regulation of apoptotic process; inflammatory response. Lineage: Eukaryota; Metazoa; Chordata; Aves; Casuariiformes; Dromaiidae. Gene Ontology annotation, cellular component: canonical inflammasome complex. The transcript has 6 exons. The record is from RefSeq and is a predicted model, not a curated record. The coding region runs from base 418 to 876 and encodes 152 amino acids.